Messenger RNA from Diorhabda sublineata, 1601 nucleotides. Its product is annotated as tachykinin-like peptides receptor 86C. Gene Ontology annotation, cellular component: plasma membrane. The record is from RefSeq and is a predicted model, not a curated record. Gene Ontology annotation, biological process: G protein-coupled receptor signaling pathway. Gene Ontology annotation, molecular function: tachykinin receptor activity. The coding region runs from base 309 to 1532 and encodes 407 amino acids. The transcript has 10 exons. NCBI's taxonomy places the organism in Eukaryota, Metazoa, Arthropoda, Insecta, Coleoptera, Chrysomelidae.
UCUAAGACAACAAAUCAAUUAUUUCGAAACUUUUAAACAAAACUUUAGGAAGUACUAAAAGAAAAUAAUCAUUCCAUCCGUUUACCAUCCAUAAAUUAUGAAUAUUAAAUUCAAACAACGCCGUUUCAACCAUUUUUUUUUUAUUUACUUUUUUCUUUCGGCAACGGAAAUCAUGCGCGUCUUCUAGUGGAAAUUAUGGAAAAGCGUGGUAAGGCAUCAGUAACCAGUCGACGUUCGGUUGAUUCAGUUGACAGCUAGCUAGUUGAUUUCUCACAAAAUUCGCGAUAUGAAGUUUUCAAAAUGAAACCAUGGACGGACCAGAGCUGUGUCGGUACAAUAAAUCUUCUGCUGAAGCUCCUCCAAAUUCCCUUCAAGAUACGAUAGAACACGAUAAUUUUAUGUCGAUGAUCGCCCAGAUCGUUUGGAGUAUCGUCUUCAUAUUUAUGAUAAUAACGGCCACGUGCGGGAACUGUAUAGUCAUCUGGAUAAUCGUCGCCCAUCGAAGGAUGAGAACGGUAACCAACUACUUUCUAGUCAACCUCAGCGCCGCCGAUCUCCUUUUGACGACCUUAAAUUGCAUCUUCAACUUCAUUUAUAUGUUACGAAGAAAUUGGACUUUUGGGAAUUGGUAUUGCACUGUAAGUAAUUUCAUUGCUAAUGCGACAGUUGCUGCCAGCGUGUUUACUUUGACAGGAAUUUCAUGUGACAGAUAUUUAGCUAUAGUUUACCCCUUAGAACCACGAAUGUCGAAAACUUCAUCUAUAAUCAUCAUCGCGAUCAUCUGGACAACCAGUAUGUUACUGGCGCUUCCCUGUUUACUUUAUUCGAGAACAGUAGCUCAUGUUACGAAGAAAAAACAUCGAAUUGGUUGCAUACUAGUUUGGCCCGACGAGAAACAUUUCGGCUCAACUUAUGACUUCUGGUACCAAACGACUUUUCUGGUAGUUACGUAUGUAGUACCCAUGGUUUUAAUGUCGAUUUCUUAUACCAUGAUUGGUACGGUACUAUGGGGAUCGGGAUCUAUUGGAGAAAAAACGCAAAGACAAAUGGAUGCUAUUAAAUCAAAAAGAAGGGUGGUGAAGAUGUUUGUAUUAGUUGUAGUUAUAUUCGGAUCUUGUUGGCUACCUUACCACAUCUAUUUUAUCUAUGUUUAUUUCGAUACGAAAAUUUUGUUUAAAAAAUACACUCAGCACGUUUAUCUCGGGUUCUAUUGGUUAGCAAUGUCGAACGCCAUGGUAAAUCCCCUAAUUUAUUAUUGGAUGAAUACAAGAUUUAGGAAUUAUUUCAAAUCGGCUAUUUGCGGUAGUUUGACGUGUAUGUCGUCCGGAAAUCGAUAUGACACGUAUACGUAUUCGAAAUCAGCGAACGAUACGAUCAAAAUUCGACUGACGAAUCCUAAGGAGCAAGAAAACGAUUAUCGUAAAGGGAAUGUCCUGCAGAAUUAUCCUUCGAAGACGAAAUUUGAUAGAGGAGGAGCCGGAAAAAGAUGGUACCGAAGGAGUCGGAAAAAAGUCGAAAACACCAUGUUGUAAAUGGGGAAUUCGAAAAAAAUAUUGUGAUAAAUGUUUAUUGUUGUUAAUAAAGUUUUUUGAGUGUCGAAA